GGAUCCGUCGGCAAGUUUGCUUGCAGAAGAAUCAACUCAGCCGUUUCAGGGAAACACCUCUGCUCCCAACCCAUGGCAACGGCGACGGUGGAGGAUGCGGCGUUCGAGGACGAUCAGAUCUCUUCCAUGACCACCGAAGACAUCAUCAGGGCCUCACGCCUCCUCGAUAACGAGAUCCGCAUCCUCAAGGAUGAGAUGCAGAGGACGAAUCUCGAACUCGAGUCCUUCAAGGAAAAAAUCAAGGAGAACCAAGAGAAAAUUAAGCUCAACAAGCAGUUGCCUUACCUAGUUGGAAACAUCGUUGAGAUUUUGGAGAUGAAUCCAGAAGAAGAGGCAGAGGAAGAUGGUGCAAAUAUUGAUCUUGAUUCUCAAAGAAAGGGAAAAUGUGUUGUAUUAAAAACUUCCACCCGACAAACAAUUUUUCUCCCCGUUGUUGGGUUAGUUGAUCCUGAUAAGUUAAAGCCUGGUGAUCUUGUUGGGGUCAAUAAAGAUAGUUACUUGAUCUUGGACACUCUUCCUUCAGAAUAUGACUCACGAGUGAAGGCAAUGGAAGUUGACGAAAAACCAACAGAAGAUUAUAAUGAUAUAGGUGGUCUUGAGAAACAGAUUCAAGAACUUGUUGAAGCUAUUGUUCUGCCAAUGACACACAAAGACCGUUUCGAGAAAUUAGGAAUUCGCCCUCCUAAAGGAGUGCUUCUAUACGGACCACCUGGAACGGGUAAGACAUUGAUGGCACGAGCUUGUGCCGCACAAACAAAUGCAACUUUCUUGAAACUGGCAGGUCCUCAACUGGUUCAGAUGUUUAUUGGUGAUGGAGCAAAACUUGUCCGAGAUGCUUUCCAGCUAGCAAAAGAGAAAGCUCCAUGUAUCAUUUUUAUUGAUGAGAUAGAUGCUAUAGGAACCAAACGUUUCGACAGUGAAGUAAGUGGAGACAGGGAGGUUCAAAGAACUAUGCUGGAAUUAUUAAAUCAGCUUGAUGGCUUUAGCAGUGAUGAACGUAUAAAGGUGAUAGCUGCAACUAAUCGUGCUGACAUUCUUGAUCCUGCUCUUAUGCGUUCUGGACGUCUGGAUCGUAAAAUAGAGUUUCCCCAUCCAACUGAAGAGGCAAGAGCUAGAAUAUUGCAGAUCCAUUCGAGGAAAAUGAAUGUGCACCCUGAUGUCAACUUUGAAGAGCUGGCAAGAUCAACCGAUGAUUUUAAUGGAGCACAACUUAAAGCGGUUUGUGUUGAAGCUGGCAUGCUCGCCUUGCGUCGUGAUGCAACUGAGGUGACGCAUGAAGAUUUCAAUGAAGGGAUAAUUCAAGUUCAAGCAAAGAAGAAAUCCAGCUUAAAUUAUUACGCUUAGUGCCUGGCCUUCAAGGCUCCGUGGAAUCAUGACUCGGUGGAAUUGGGGAUUACGAGACAUUAAUUAUCAGUACUUUCUCUUCUGUUCAGUGUGCAGCAGCAAAGCGUACCUAAUAUCGUAGCAAUCUUCUUUAGUUUUUUAGAACUUACAAAGCAAAAAAGAAAAAAAAAAAGCAUUCAUUUAAUAAUAAGACAUGGUGUGUUAUGCUAUAAAUGAUACCUCGGUUUGUUGAAUUGAACUGGCUUGAGGUCCAAUUCCCCUAAGCGGCCGAAUAAGUUGAAACAAACUUUUGACUUGCAUA
Messenger RNA from Zingiber officinale, 1645 nucleotides. RefSeq names its product 26S proteasome regulatory subunit 6A homolog. Gene Ontology annotation, cellular component: proteasome regulatory particle, base subcomplex. The record is from RefSeq and is a predicted model, not a curated record. NCBI's taxonomy places the organism in Eukaryota, Viridiplantae, Streptophyta, Magnoliopsida, Zingiberales, Zingiberaceae. The transcript has 10 exons. Gene Ontology annotation, biological process: proteasome-mediated ubiquitin-dependent protein catabolic process. Gene Ontology annotation, molecular function: proteasome-activating activity; ATP binding; ATP hydrolysis activity. Bases 73 to 1344 code for a protein of 423 amino acids.